This is a messenger RNA of Arachis ipaensis, 1494 nucleotides long. RefSeq names its product Late embryogenesis abundant (LEA) hydroxyproline-rich glycoprotein family. Gene Ontology annotation, biological process: defense response to other organism. Gene Ontology annotation, cellular component: plasma membrane. Lineage: Eukaryota; Viridiplantae; Streptophyta; Magnoliopsida; Fabales; Fabaceae. The record is from RefSeq and is a predicted model, not a curated record.
GAUGAACAACCACUCUAUAUUUUGGUAUAUUUACAUUCUUUUUGUAGGUGGGGAAGGCAACCAUACCACAGUGCUUUUUGUGAGAGACCAAUCAACAACAAUAGUAAUUGAAACAAUUUAGAAAAAAAGGUCAAAUAAGCAAAGUCCACAUGUAGGCAUCAACAAAUGCAUCACAUUCUUCACUAGAACAACAAAAUAAAAAGGGUCUUAAUGUGUUGUUAUAUAUCACCACAAAAAUUAAAGUGACAAAAUUAGCUUCCUCAUCCAAAAUAAAUAAUAAUAAUAAAAAAACUUCACCAUUGUUCAUUCAUGGCAGAUCAUCAGAGACAGAGGAUCCACCCUGUGGUGGUGGAAGCUCCACCGCCACCUACCACUCCAUUGGUACCUCCAGGUUCCUCGAGAUCAGAAAAGGGCAGUAGUAACCCUUAUCAUCGUCCUUCUCCUCUUCUGUUGCAACAUUCACAUGCCAUGCCACCAAUUAUACCGUUACCACCAAAGAAAAGAUCAAGAAGCUGCUUCUGCAGGUGCUUAUGUUGGACAUUAUUCUUGAUUUUCCUCUUGUUCAUUCUCAUUGCUGCAAUCGCCACAACCAUCUACUUUGUCUUCAAACCAAAGCUUCCAGAUUACUCAGUUGACACCUUAAGGAUCAAUGAUCUUAGGCUCAACUUCGACAUGAGUUUGUAUGCCAAGUUCGAAGUGAGGAUCACAGCAACAAAUCCAAACAAGAAGAUUGGUAUAUACUAUGAAAAGGAUGGGAGAAUGAGUGUAUGGUAUACAAACACUGAACUCUGCCAAGGCUCGCUGCCGGAAUUCUACCAAGGACAUCAAAACAGGACAGUUCUGAAUUUGUCCUUGAGUGGUCAGGUGCAGGCCGGGAGCACAAUUAUGGCAGCGAUACAGCAGCAACAGCAGACAGGAAGGAUUCCAUUGGAUCUUAAGGUGAAGGCGCCGGUAGCAAUCAAGCUCGGGAUGCUGAAGCUGAGGAAGGUGAAGGUCUUGGGGGAAUGCCAGUUGCUGGUGGAUAGCUUGUCAUCUAAUAAUCUCAUAAGCAUCAAGGCUAGCAACUGUAAAUUUAGGAUGAAACCUUAGAUUUGAGCGUGUACAUGAGAGGGCUAGAUAUUAUGUUUGCCUUAUAUAAUGUGAUUUCAUUAUUUUCAAUAUGGGGUUUGAAUAUUUAUUGAUUUUUCACUAAGAUACAGCUAUAGCCAGUAUCUUACCGUUUUUCCCCCUCCCAGUAACGAUAGACAUACAGAUUUGAGAUUUCAUGAUACCUGCUUUUAAUGCCUAUAAUCAAAUUGAACCAAUUUUUAUUGCAUUAUCAGUAUGGUUUCAUAAAAACUUGUAUACAGAAGAAACAAUUCCAGUGAUUAUUCAAUCUGAAUCUCUUGAGGAGCUGCUUCAGUUGUUGAGCCUUCUGCACCAGUUUCUUCUUCACUAAUACCAGCAGCUUCCACAGUCCUCGUAAUCCAUUCCUUCAGUGGCUCCUCAUUCAAA